ACCAAACUUUGUAUGAGUGUCCUUGCUGUGUUUCUUCUACUAUAGCCCCUUUUCGUCUCAAAUGAACCAUCACAUGGAAACUCAUCUCAAUUUUCAACUUCUCCUAAUAAAACUCUGAAUUUCCAAUUCAUGUCCAAUUUCUCCAUUCCAAAUUAACCCUAAAACCCUGAACCCUAAAUUAGCCAUGCUUUCCCUAAAAACCCCCAAUAAGCUACUCUCAUCCUCUUCCAUUCCCACUCCAAUUUCUCACACUGCACUCUCUUCUUCUUCCUCUUUCGCUGUCAGAAACUGUAUUUCACUGAACCCUAUAUUAACAACAAGCAAUACCGAAUCCCCGCGACGACGUUUUAGGCCGGUUAACUGCUCCUUUUCAUCCAUAGACAAUGCUAAGAUUAAGGUUGUUGGUGUUGGUGGUGGUGGUAACAAUGCCGUUAACCGCAUGAUUGGUUGCGGAUUACAGGGUGUAGACUUUUAUGCUAUAAAUACUGAUGCUCAAGCACUGUUGCAUUCUUCUGCUGAGAACCCUAUCAAAAUUGGAGAACUCCUGACUCGUGGAUUAGGUACUGGUGGUAAUCCACUUUUGGGGGAACAAGCUGCCAUGGAAUCUAAAGAAACUAUUGCUAAUGCUCUUCAUGGCUCAGAUUUAGUGUUUGUAACUGCCGGUAUGGGUGGAGGAACGGGGUCUGGUGCUGCCCCUGUCGUGGCCCAAAUAUCAAAAGAGGCUGGUUACUUGACCGUAGGUGUUGUUACCUAUCCCUUCAGUUUUGAAGGACGCAAAAGAUCCUUGCAGGCUCUAGAAGCCAUCGAAAAGCUGCAGAAAAACGUGGAUACACUUAUAGUGAUUCCAAAUGACCGUCUGCUUGACAUAGCCGAUGAGCAGACCCCUCUUCAGGAUGCUUUCCGUCUUGCCGAUGAUGUACUACGACAAGGAGUACAGGGAAUAUCAGACAUCAUAACUAUACCUGGUCUUGUAAAUGUGGAUUUUGCUGAUGUAAAAGCUGUGAUGAAAGACUCUGGAACUGCAAUGCUUGGAGUAGGUGUUUCGUCGAGUAAAAAUCGUGCAGAAGAAGCUGCAGAACAGGCUACUUUGGCACCUUUAAUUGGAUCAUCUAUUCAGUCAGCCACUGGGAUAGUGUACAAUAUUACCGGAGGAAAAGACAUAACUCUGCAGGAAGUGAAUAGAGUGUCUCAGGUUGUGACAAGUUUAGCCGAUCCUUCUGCCAAUAUUAUAUUUGGGGCCGUUGUUGACGAUCGCUACAAUGGUGAGAUUCAUGUGACUAUCAUUGCAACUGGCUUCUCACAGUCCUUCCAAAAGAUGCUACUAACAGAUCCAAGGGCUGCAAAGCUUCUUGACAGAUUACCUGGAGGCCAAGAAAGCAACCAAAAGUCCCCUCUUCUCAAGACCUCAAACUUUUCAUCAACAGUUGCGUCUAAAGCAUCCCCACGAAAGCUCUUCUUUUAGCUUAUUGGUUCUCUUAACCCGUUUUUUAUGUAGUUUUGUAUCUGUAAAGAUCUUUAAGCUUGAUUUAGGUAUCUUUCCGGUUAUGGCCUCGUCCCUCGAAUAUAUAGAAUGCUUUUACAAACUCUUCAAAAAGUUGGCUAUUGGCAUGGUUUGUGACUCAGGGUCAGUGUAAUACUCGUAGCAUUUUUGUCAAAGGAAUGAGUAUGUAUAUAGGUUGUUACUCUGCAUUUUGAUGAUAGAAGCUUCCAUUUUAAUGCCUACAGCUAAUGUGUUACAUUUUCAUGUGGAAUUCAAA
Molecule: messenger RNA, 1757 nt
Organism: Cicer arietinum (chickpea)
Lineage: Eukaryota; Viridiplantae; Streptophyta; Magnoliopsida; Fabales; Fabaceae
Product: cell division protein FtsZ homolog 1, chloroplastic-like
Biological process (GO): chloroplast fission; cell division; microtubule-based process
Cellular component (GO): microtubule; chloroplast; cytoplasm
Molecular function (GO): GTPase activity; GTP binding
Source: RefSeq, a predicted model, not a curated record